This is a messenger RNA of Triticum dicoccoides, 3346 nucleotides long. Its product is annotated as myosin-binding protein 2-like. Gene Ontology annotation, molecular function: myosin binding. The transcript has 4 exons. The record is from RefSeq and is a predicted model, not a curated record. NCBI's taxonomy places the organism in Eukaryota, Viridiplantae, Streptophyta, Magnoliopsida, Poales, Poaceae. Bases 248 to 2785 code for a protein of 845 amino acids.
AAAAUCAAAGCGUGCUCGCUCGCUCGCUCUCAUGGGGUCCAAUCCAAUGGCCGCCCCGGCCUUUCUUUCCCCGCACAAAAGCUGAAAGCAGAGAAGAAAGCUUCAACACACGACUCGUCCAGCCACCCCCCCUACUCGAUUCUUUCUUUCCUCGGUCUCGUUUGGCAGGCAGCUCGAUUCGCGAAGAUCGCGGUUUUCAUGCCGCGGCGGCAGUAGGGAUCAGGCCGGUAGCGCGCGUCCAGGAGCCAUGGCGGCGUCCUCGGCGAGCAGGUACGCGGCGGUGCUCCAUAGGCGCACGCACAGGGUCACGUCCGCGCUGGCGUACGCGGCGCUCGAGUGGGUCCUCAUCGCGCUGCUGCUCCUCAACGGGCUCCUCUCCCACGCCGUCGCCCGCUUCGCCGCCUACUUCGGCCUCAGGCCGCCCUGCCUCCUCUGCUCCCGCGCCGACCGCUUCUUUGGCGCGGAGGAGGAGGACGCUGCCGAUCAGGCGGCGGGCGACGCGCGCUGGCUGCGCGGCCUCCUCUGCGGCGCCCACGCGGCCGAGAUCUCCGGGAUGGGCUACUGCCUCCACCACCGCCGCCUCGUCGCCGACGCCGCCGACAUGUGCGAGGGCUGCCUCUCUUCUUGGAAGAAGGAGAUGAUGAGGGAUGCAGAAGAGGAAGGCGCCGUGGUGUGCUCUUGCUGCAAAGCUCUAGUACAGAUUCCUUCUUCACGCGCGUUCGAGGAUGAUACACACGCGAGGGAAGAUCCUGCCGUACUCGAGAAGACAGCCGAAGAAGAAGAACAAGACCAAGGCUACGUUCUACUGGAUCAAGAAGACCACGAAGACGAAGAAGAGGUGCAGCAAAACGAAGAGGAAGCCCAUGAGCAGCAAGGGGAGAUUAAGGUGGCUGCCGUGGAGGACGAGUCCUUGGAAUUCAUGGCUCAGGGCGAAGAGAUCACGCCCGUCGACGACGAUCGGUUGGUGCCGGUGGUGGCACUGGAUGAGAUGACAAUUGCCGACGAUUCGGGUUUGCAUUCGGAUGCCCCUGGCUCUGAGGAGGAUGACAUGAAUCGUACAGACGAUGAGCGUGAUCCGGAUGAUCUUGAUGCCGCAGUGGUUCUGGAGGAGAAGAGGAUGCUGGCUUCUUCGGUUGCAACGAUGCCUGCCAUGACUGAGAAUUCCGUUCCACAAGAUGAUGAACUGGUUCUUGAAGAUACUGUCGAAACUGGAGAUUUCAGGACUGAUGAAGGAGACAUUCUUGUGCCUCAAGCCACUGAAGCAAUUCCUGAAGAUGGCAGCAAAUCGGCAGAGGUGGAGACUAACUGCGAGGUGUCAAUCGGGGGCGACAUUUGCGAGCAGGAGCAAGAUGGCCAUGCUGCUCCAUUUCAAGAACUGGUGGCGCUAGAGGAGCUGUUUUCUCCAUUGGAAUAUGCAGAUGACCGGACAUCACCACUGGAAAUCCUCCAUGAAACAGCCCCAGCUGAUCAAGAAGCAAGUGAAGCAGAGCAUGAGGUGACGGCCAGCCAGAGAUUUGAGUACCAAUCGAAUGGCGAGAACGAGGAGGACGAAGACAGGGCACCGGAGACACCCACCUACAGCUUUGCUGCCCAAAACUCCGGCAAAAGGUUCUUGCUCGAGAGGAAGCGGUCACUGUCCUUGUCCUUGGAUGGAAGCGUGUCGAGCGAGGUCGAGUGCGCCGAACCUUCCACCGUCGAUCAGCUGAGAUCCGCGCUGCAGGCAGAGCGAAAGACGCUCAGCGCUAUGUACGCCGAGCUGGAGGAAGAGAGGAACGCCGCCGCCAUCGCGACCAACCAGACGAUGGCGAUGAUCAACCGGCUGCAGGAGGAGAAGGCCGCCAUGCAGAUGGAGGCGCUGCAGUACCAGAGGAUGAUGGAGGAGCAGUCGGAGUACGACCAGGAGGCGAUGCAGCUGCUGACCGAGCUGGUCACCAAGAGGGAGAGGGAGAAGCAGGAGCUGGAGAGGGAACUGGAGCUGUGUAAGCAGAAGGUGCUGCACUACGAGGACAGGGAGAGGAGGAGGAUGCCAGCCUUCAAGGACAAUGCGCGUAGUACCAACGGCAACGGCACCUCCGAGUCGUCCAGCGGCGAGGAUAGCGAUGAGAAUUCCGAUGACUCCUGCGAGCUGGGCGAGUCUCCGAGCGGCAAUCUUCAGAGCUCGCCGGACGCUGUUCUUAGCCCCAGGGCGGAUCAAGAGAACGCCGGUCAUCUUGUGGCGCUGGAUGAUUCCUUGACGUACAUGGAGAUGGAGAGGCUGUCUAUCUUGGAGGAGCUCAAGGCACUUGAAGAGAGGCUCUUCACGCUGGAAGACGACGAUAUCAACGGCAGCAAUGCGGCUGCCGACCGUUCCUCGGACGAUUACGGUAUGUCAGCUGAUGGUCCGCAUUCACCGGGGAAUGGUCUCGCCGGCAACAAGGCCAGGUUUGAAGGCAGAGCUUCUGUUUCCAGAGGAAAGAGCCUUCUGCCUCUCUUUGACGCAGUCGGUGACCGGAACUGCGAUCGUCCAUCAUCCACAGAGGCUGAUGAUUUGACGAAACCGGCCGUCGCCGUGUUUGCGAAAGAGCAAGAGAGGCUGGCGAUCAUAGAGGAGGUUGAUCAUGUGUACGAGAGGCUGCAAGCACUGGAGGCGGACAAGGAGUUCCUCAGGCACUGCAUCAAGUCCCUGAAGAAAGGGGACAAGGGCAUGCACCUUCUCCAGGAGAUCUUGCAGCAUCUUCGCGAGCUCCGGAGCGUGGAGCUUCAUGCCAAGCACGCCGGUGAUGCCAUUGCCACAAAGUCAGCAUAGCAGAUCGAUCUAGAAUUCUAGACAUCUUACAUGUGAUUCAAUUGCUCGGCUAUGGUGAGUCGAUCGAUUGGAAUGGUCCAAGUAGUAGUGGAUCUAUGAUAUGGUCCCUUUCCCUUGUGCAAGAUAAUGGCUUGUGUUUAAGGGAACGCUUUGCUCGUCUGGCCUGCGGGGGGCUGCGCUGGUCCAGCAUUGCGGGCUUUAUGAUGUGGCUGGUGGUGGCAGGAAUCAUUAGGGCCUUCCAAAGCUUUCACCAAGCUGAAUCAUGGUGCCAGCUUCGGAGGCAUGCACACCACUUCAAGACGACAGAUAAGAGAGAGGGAGAGAAUCAGCAAAAGGGUAAAGGUGGCCCCGAUGCAGAUGUGGUGGAUUUUCUAUUUGCUACGCUUCUUUUUCCCUUUUCUUUCUUUUGGUUAAAUUUUCAAAUAUGUUUGUGCAGAGGUGUGUUUUAUACGAGGUUGUAGGCUUGUAGCUUGUACGUCUGGUUUGGUCUUCGUUUUGCACUUUGUAGCCAGUUUUGAUGAAGAAAGAAAAGCUUGUUAUGAUGAAUCCUGUUUCAUUUGA